This is a messenger RNA of Scaptodrosophila lebanonensis, 780 nucleotides long. RefSeq lists its product as uncharacterized. The record is from RefSeq and is a predicted model, not a curated record. Gene Ontology annotation, molecular function: odorant binding. NCBI's taxonomy places the organism in Eukaryota, Metazoa, Arthropoda, Insecta, Diptera, Drosophilidae. Bases 1 to 780 code for a protein of 259 amino acids. The transcript has 3 exons.
AUGAAAAUUACACAAUAUUUCCAUGUGCUCUGCAUAAUCACCUCGAUGGCCACAUCGGCAUCAUCCCUGGGCUACAUAGUUCGAUACGAAUUGAAGAAGGCGCGCUGUUUGAAUCCGCCACGAACGGCGCGACGCGUACAGUCUGUUAUCAAGGAUUGUCAGGACGAGGUGAAGAACAAGCUGAUAAACGAGGCCUAUGAGAUACUCAAAGAGCAGGUGGCCGAGGUUCAGCCGCCACUGAAUCCGCACGAUGACAACAUCGAGUUCAUAGAGACGCCGGAGUGGCCGUCUGAGCAAGAGAGCGACACCGCACUGGAGCACCCUCCCAUAUCUAGUCCCUAUAAUGCCAGUCACUACGAAUAUCUGAUCUAUGAUGAACAGCCAAAUCGACGAAUGGCGCGACUGAUGCGCAACAUCAGACGCCUGGAUGUGGCCAGUACGGGAAUAUAUCAUCCGACGCUGGUGCCGUUGGAAGAUAAACGGAUAGCGGGCUGUCUGCUGCACUGCGUCUAUGCCAAGAACAACGCCAUAGAUAAGUUCGGCUGGCCGACGCUGGACGGUCUGGUCGAUUUUUAUUCGGAGGGCGUCCAUGAGCACGGAUUCUUUAUGGCCACAUUGCGCUCCGUCAAUCUUUGCCUGCGCGCCGUUACCAACAAAUAUAAAGUGAAUCGCAAACAGUUGCCACAGAAGGGGGAGAGCUGUGAUUUGGCAUUUGAUGUCUUUGAUUGCAUAUCGGAUCAAAUUACAGGCUAUUGUCUGGAUGAAUAUAGUAGACACUAA